UCCUAGCCGGAAGUGACGAGAGUAUUACCGGAAGUGUGCUCUGGCUUAGUUGUGUGGCUAUUCGGAUAAAUACACUAUAUUUUUAUACGUUUUUAGUUUUGCCAAAGUCAUGUCUGAAAGGAAGGUUUUGAAUAAAUACUAUCCACCGGAUUUCGAUCCCUCAAAAAUCCCCAAACUUAAACUUCCGAAAGACCGGCAGUAUGUCGUGAGGUUGAUGGCACCCUUUAACAUGAGGUGUAAGACAUGCGGCGAAUAUAUCUACAAAGGAAAGAAGUUCAAUGCCCGUAAAGAGACUGUUCAGAAUGAGCUCUACCUGGGGCUGCCGAUAUUCCGCUUUUACAUUAAGUGCACACGCUGCUUGGCUGAAAUCACCUUCAAAACCGACCCGGAAAAUACAGACUAUGCUAUGGAACAUGGUGCUACGCGCAACUUCCAAGCGGAGAAGCUGAUUGAGGAAGAGGAGAAGAAACUGCAGAGGGAUCGAGAGGAAGAGGAGCUUAAUAACCCUAUGAAGGUUCUUGAAAACAGGACACGCGAUUCCAAGAUGGAGAUGGAGGUUCUGGAGAAUCUGCAGGAGCUGAAGGAGCUGAACCAGAGACAGGCGCAGGUGGACUUCGAGGGGAUGCUGGGUCGCUACAAGGAAGAGGAGCAGCGUGAGAGGGAGAGGCAGAAGGAGGAGGACGAGAGGGAGACCAGGGAGAUGCUGGAUAAGGCCCUGAUCAAGAGGCUGCGGGACUCAGACUCGGACUCCGAUCAGGAGCGAGAGCAGACGAAGAGGACGGUCCGCCAGCAGGGCGGCGACAGACCUACGGACAUCCUGACCACCAGCGCACAGGGGCAUGUGGACUCCAAGGUGUUGAAUUCUUCCAAGGGAGGGGUGAAACGUUCCCGAGUGGAGACGUGGGAGAGGAGUGUUGGGGGACUCGGUGGCGGCCCACUGGGGGCGCUGGUAGUGAGGAAGAAACCAGGAUCUUCGACCCAAACACCCACAGCUCCCAGUUCAAAAGCGGUCAAUUCCUCUCAGCCAGACCCCAGCCUGACAGAAGCAGCUCUUCCAGCUGACCCCCGCCCACCGGGCCCGGCCGCCUGCAGCUCCUCACUCAGCCUGCUGGGGGCGUAUUCCGACAGCGAGGACAGUGAGUGAGGGAGCCUCGUCUCUCGGCUCCAGGGCACAUUUUCUUUGUUACAAAGAAAUCGGCGUUGGGGGGGGGGGCACACCGAGCACACGUGCACUGUGCUGUAUCGCAGAUCUCUCAAGAUGGAGGGAGGACAGCCCACUUGUGACAUUUUUUUUUUUCAUUUUGUUCUUAAUUAAAUGUGUUUAAAGAA
Molecule: messenger RNA, 1329 nt
Organism: Paramormyrops kingsleyae
Lineage: Eukaryota; Metazoa; Chordata; Actinopteri; Osteoglossiformes; Mormyridae
Gene: yju2
Product: YJU2 splicing factor homolog
Biological process (GO): mRNA splicing, via spliceosome
Cellular component (GO): U2-type catalytic step 1 spliceosome
Source: RefSeq, a predicted model, not a curated record